This is a messenger RNA of Cucumis melo (muskmelon), 4001 nucleotides long. RefSeq names its product FRIGIDA-like protein 5. NCBI's taxonomy places the organism in Eukaryota, Viridiplantae, Streptophyta, Magnoliopsida, Cucurbitales, Cucurbitaceae. The record is from RefSeq and is a predicted model, not a curated record. The transcript is spliced from 5 exons. The coding region runs from base 172 to 3366 and encodes 1064 amino acids.
CAAAAAAACCUUUUCUAUUUUCACUUCACCACUCUCCUACCUCUUCCGAUUUCCAUGACCACCUCUUCUCUUCCAUGUCCCCAUAUCUAGGGCUCUUCCUAUCGGUAAUACGUUUCUUUUUUUUUUUUUUUUUCAUUCUUUCUAUAUUUUGAUAUAAUAAUUACUCUGUAUAUGGAGAAGAUUGCUUCUCAUAUGAAGAUUGCUGAAUGGAAGCAGAGUAAUCUCUGCAAAGCUCACGAGCAGUUACAUUCGGAAGCUUCUUCGUUUCUUCUUUUCAGUCUUCAAUGGAAAGAUUUGGAGACGCAUUUUGAGUCUACACGUGACAUGAUUUUGACUCUGUAUGAGGAGGUUGAGCGGCGGGAGAAAGUUAUUCUCUUGAAAGAAGAGAAGUUGGUGGAUUUGGAGAAGGAGUUUGAGAUGGUUCGAAAGAGGAUUGAGGAUUGUGAGCAAGUUAUGGAAUUGAAAGAACAGAAAUUGAAUAGUGUAAUGCAGUUAAUUGAACAACGAUCGAUGGAAUGUGAGUUGAAGGAGAAGAGUGUUGAAUCGAUAACAGCAUUGCUUCGAGAUCAUGAAGAAGAGCUUGCAAUCAAGGUUAAGCAGUUUGAUGCAAUCCAAAUGGCAAUUAAAGAUAGCAAUGGAGAACUCAAACUGAAAGAAAAGGAGCUUGAGACAAUUCAAAAUAUGAUUGCCACUAAGUGGAAGGAGAAAAGAUUAGAUAAGAUUGAAAAGACUAUAAAAGUACGCACCUUUGAGCUUGAUCUCAAAGAGAAGGAAUUUGGUGCAAUGGAGAGCAAGUUGGGGGUGCUUUGUGAAGAAUUGUUAUCAAAGGAAUCAGAAUUAGAAUCCAUCAAAAGUUGUAUCAAGGAACAUAGUAAAGAACUUGAUGUGCAGGAAAAGCAACUUGAUGGCAUCCAACAAUCUAUUAGAGAUUGUCACAAUGCUGUUACAAUGCUUACAAAUUAUGUUAGUACCAUAGAAAAGGCAAUCAUCGAAUGCUCAAAGGAAUGGGAAUUGGAGGAAAAUCAACAUGAUUUGCUGCAAGAAUCGGUAGAUGAGUUGCCAUCAGUGGUGGAACAACACGAUUCCAUUUCUUUGACAGUUGGUAAAUGCCUUGAAGGUCUAAAAUCUCAAAAAGAGCAUUUCAAUUUGUUGAGGAAAUCCAUAGAAGAGCGCUCAAAGAAUCUCAAGAAUAAAGAAAACGAUUUUGAGAGACGGACGGAGGAGCUCAACAAGAAAGAUGAGAAAGUGAGCCUGUGUCUAAAAGAGAUUGAAUCUUUAAAAGCAGACAUGGAUUCACAUAUAUUAUUACUGGAAAAAGGCCGUGAAGAACUAAAAUUAAAGGAAAUACAACACAAGGCGCUGGCUGAGGAACUUGAGUCAAAAGAAAAAGAUAUCAGUCUAGUCAGAGCUUUGAUGCAAAAAUGUAACGAAAAGGUAAAAUUAAUAGAUGAUCCAAACAAUCUUCACUUACAAGUAAAAACUGAGGAAUAUUCAGGCUGCAGACCGGCAGGCAGUUCUAAUACUUCGAAUUUUCCUACUGGAUCUGCCUUAGAUGGAAAGGUUCUGCUAGCUCUCUUAUGUGAGCAUCUGAAACUGCAUGAUUUGGUGCGCACGGAACUGAUGAUUACACUUCAAGCGUCUUCCGAUCCUGCUAAGUUGGUUCUAGAUGCAAUGAGAUGGUUCUACGCUACGCAUACAGUGUCUAAAGAUGCAAAAAUCGAUUUUCAUAAUGUAAAAAGGGGAUGCAUUUUGCUGUCUGAACUAUUAUUGAACAUCUCACCAGAAAUCACACCUCCACUGAAAGAAGAAGCUCUAAAGCUGGCAGGCCUGUGGAAGGCUAAGCUGGUGAUGCCGGUUGAGAAUCACGCGGAGGUAGUAGCAUUCUUGCUACUUGUUGCUAAUUUUCGGUUGGCCUCCGAUUUUAAUGCGGAUGAACUACAAAUUCUUCUGAAUUCUGUUUCACAAUAUAAACAAGCAUUUGAGUUAUCCCGAGCACUUGGAAUUGGAGAUAAAUCAUCUGAGGUCUGUGCAACUCCUACUCCUACCCUUGUUGAACUAGAGCAACCUAACGAAGUGCUGGUCUCUUCCUCAAAAAGGGAGCAGCUCAGCAUGGAACCAAACGAGAAGAGAUUAUAUUUACUUCUGAACAAGAAGUUGACUGGAACAAAGUUGAUACCAAGUGUAAUCUUAUCAAUUCUUAAACAGUCAUUAGACCCUGCAAAACUUGUCCUGGAUCUGAUUCGAGGUUCUUUUCACCAACAUUUGAAGAAAGAACAGUUAGGAUUGGAAGAAAAUUUCUUGAAGUGGUCCACACUUCUUUUAAAACAAUUAAAGCAAAUCUCACCAAGUAUUUGUCCAAAGGAAAGAGAAGAUGCAAUGAAGAUUGCAAUUGACUGGAAACAGAACAUGAGAAGUGAUGCAAAUGGGUCUAUGGAUGCUGUUGGCUUCUUGCAGCUUCUAGUGUCUUAUGGAUUGACAACUUCAUUCAGUGGGGAUGAGAUUUUGAAGCUCUUUGAGAACAUAGUGCUUCAUGAACAGGCAUCAGAAUUGUGUUUGAUGUUUGGGUAUAAACAAAAGAUACAAGACAUUGUACAAAACCUUAUUGGAACAAAGCAAUUUCUCAAGGCUGUCAGGUUUGUAUGUGGAUACAAGUUGGAAUCCUUUCGACCCGUACAGAUCCUUAACGAAUAUUUACAAGAUGCAAGGAAUGCCACUGCGAAAGCCAGCAAGAAGAAGAAUACAGGUCAAGAAGAUGUACAUGCUGCCAUGGAUGAAGCCAUUGAUAAGGAGAUAGAUGCUGUAAAGUCGGUAAUUUCAUGUGUCUCAGAGUGUAACCUCGGUUCUGAAAUCUCAUCUCAAGUGCUUGAAACCCGUGUUGUUUCACUUGAAGAGAUGAGAAGGUUGAAAUACAAUAGCCAUGGUCAACCUACAAGUUCGACCGCUCCAAAACCACAACCAUCUAAAGCUUAUACCGAAGUACAAUGCUCAAAUCCGACUAAGGUUGACAAGAAAACGCCAAAUUGGGAGAAGUCCAAUGUGCAACAAUUGCACCCAAAACACCAUCAAUCCCGAAAACAACAUCCUUCUACCCACCAACCCCAUCAGCAACAUCCAGCACCACAAAAGGUGCAAAAGAAACGUAAGUUUCAAAAGUUUCAAAAUAGUUCAAUGAAACGCCCUCGAAAGCAACCUCGUCAAACUAGACCUUUGUUCUCAGGUUCAUCGCCAAGAGUACAUGAUGAAACAUCAAUGUUUCAGCGGUACAAUUCAAGGUUUACUGGAAUGAAUGGGCUCUUUGGUUUCCAUGAGGGUGAUCGUGAAUCUCCUGAACAUGGAGAUCAUUAUCCACGCUCAACCAGGCCUUGACAUAACCUAUGGCGAGGUUCUUCAUCAUGUCAACGUUCCUUGUUGGAAGCCAACUGCCAACAAUGGCAUGUUUGUCUCUUUUUUCUUUUACCCACUUGUCCUUCUUCCUAGGGUGAGCCAUUCAUAUUGAAAACCAUCGGUAGUCAAUUUUAAGCACUUUAAAAUCAAUGGUUAGUUUUUCAAAUAUAAAAAACCGAUUGUCAGUUGGCCAAAAAACCUAAAAAGGGCUAAAUGGAUGAACAUGAUGGUUCUACGAAUGGGGUAGAAGGGAAAGUGAAGACCAUGGAAGGAUCUACUUGGAGAUGUCCAUGGUAUGGGGUAGGAAUGGCUUCCUCUGUCAUUGGGAAAUUCCCGAGGACCGGCUUUCUCGGUUCAUAUAUAUGUGUAUAUAUAUAUAUAUAUAUAUAUAUAUAUAUAUAUGAGAUAUUAAUUAAUUUAAUCACUAUAAAUGAACAAAAGUACCUAAAUAGUUAAAUAGGGCAAAGAUAUAAUUAGGCUCCGCUCGGGAUUGUUGUAGCCUAUGAAACACAAACUUCAUCUGAGGCCAAGAAUCUACUUUCCAUGUACGUAUUUGACAUGUGCUUUGACGCAUAUAUUUUUAUAUUGACAUAUUUGACACGUGAUUUGGUUUUCAU